Messenger RNA from Pichia membranifaciens NRRL Y-2026, 933 nucleotides. RefSeq lists its product as hypothetical. The transcript has a single exon. The record is from RefSeq and is a predicted model, not a curated record. The coding region runs from base 1 to 933 and encodes 310 amino acids. Gene Ontology annotation, molecular function: mRNA binding. Gene Ontology annotation, cellular component: RNA N6-methyladenosine methyltransferase complex; nucleus. Lineage: Eukaryota; Fungi; Ascomycota; Pichiomycetes; Pichiales; Pichiaceae.
AUGGGCUCGUAUUCCAACUCGAAUUCCAACUCGAACGCAAACUCAAACUCCAAGCAGAACUGUUACAAGAACGAUUACUCUAACAACUACAUCCAUUCGGGAACGCUUCCUUUCAAAUACAUCAGAAACUCGAAACAGCAAGUGGAAGGAUACCCUAAGCUACAGCGGCUCUACAAGUUGAAAGAGCAGCAAGUGGAGAAGUACUCGACGAGACCAUAUGGUGCCCGGGUCGAUACAGAGAAUUUGGCCAAGACAUUGAACUCGUGGGUUUACGACUACGACCUCCAGUUCGACGUCAUCAUGAUUGGCGCCUUGACGGAAAACCAGCUGAUCUACCCGCUUCUCACGAAGCUUCCGAUCGACAAGUUGUGCUCAAAACCUGGGUUCCUUUUCAUCUGGGCGUCGACCAAGAAGAUAUCGGAACUCUCGACCUUGCUUAACGACUCUCGGACAUGGGCAAAAAGGUUCAGGAGGUCUGAGGAGUUGGUGUUUAUCCCUGUCGACAAGAACUCUGUCUACUACCCAAAAGAAUGGUCAAUUCCCGAGGAACAGAUCUUAGAAGAAGUCCAAUGGCACUGCUGGAUGUGUAUCACCGGAACAGUGCGUCGCUCAACCGAUAAGGAUAUCAUCCACUGCAACGUCAACACCGAUCUCUCUAUGGAAAACUCGUCGACGGGAAAUUCGGCCGUGCCAGCACAGAUAUACAAGGUUGUGGAGAAUUUCUCGUCGUCAACCAGAAGGUUGCACAUCAUCCCGACGUCCACGGGCUUGAAGAAACACGUCAAGGUGAGACCGGGCUGGGUCAUCGUCUCACCGGACAUAAUUCUUGACAACUUCGAACCGGAGAGAUAUAAAAAGGACAUUGAGGCAAUUGGCUCGAAGAUUCCUUACAAUGAUGAAAUCGAGCAGCUCAGACCUAAAACCCCGGUGUGA